AUGUCGUCUUCCACCAAGUCGGUUGAUCUUGAACGGGUAAACGAGAUUCUUGCGGAGGAUAUGAUGGAUCGAAUUAGGAGUCCUCAGGCGGACGCGGAUAUCGAGAAAACAGUCGAUCAACUGGACGACAGUUGGCGUAGACCCCCUCGGAGAUGGCCGCUCCCCAUGUUGUUUAGCUGUUCUAUCCGUUAUACGGAUUUUCGGGCCACUUAUAUGGAAAAACUGUCCAAACGGCCAAACGUUCUGCCAAAAAUAAAUAGAAGGAGAAAAGAGAUUGCUCAUGAGGAGAUGACGUCCCGAGCUGAGAUCAUUGCGAAAAUGCAGUCAUCGGCCGCACAAAGAGAAAAAGAACCUAGCCUUCAAAUCGUUGAAACUUCGGCUGCUAAGAGAUAUUCCACCAGGUCGACUCAUCGCAAGAGGCCCGCCAACCCUCUUCCAAAUCCGCCUUUGAAAAAAGCGAGCAAGAACACUGCCGAACAUGGUGACACUUCAAGUAAGCUUGCCAUGGAGUGGGAUGGUGGUGAGUUGGGAAAGAGAAGGAUGCUCCCGUACAUCAGGAUGGUUCUCUUACCUAUUUGA
Striga asiatica is the source of this 579-nucleotide messenger RNA. Lineage: Eukaryota; Viridiplantae; Streptophyta; Magnoliopsida; Lamiales; Orobanchaceae. The record is from the annotation of a GenBank genome assembly.